Molecule: messenger RNA, 1501 nt
Organism: Sebastes umbrosus (honeycomb rockfish)
Lineage: Eukaryota; Metazoa; Chordata; Actinopteri; Perciformes; Sebastidae
Gene: enkd1
Product: enkurin domain containing 1
Exons: 8
Coding region: 15-1163 (382 amino acids)
Cellular component (GO): cytoplasmic microtubule
Source: RefSeq, a predicted model, not a curated record
GCUGCUCCGUUGCCAUGGUGAGGAAUACUGCAACAAGCGGCGUCAUCAGUCUGCAUCAGUCAACUGAUAAACAACACGACACAUUACAGCUUCAGAUGUGUGAGGGACCUUCAUCAAUAUCUGGGCCAAUCCCUCCGGAUCCUUCUCUGUUUCCUCAGUACUACAAACGACCUGCUUCAGCUCGUGGCCGUUUAGAGGGAAACCAUGAUGGGACUUUGGCCCUGCUCUCAGGGCCACUCGCUCCAGAUCCUGUGUUGCACCCCGGCUUCUACAGUGCUCGUACCCCAGCACAUCCUCCCCGUAUCGGCCCUAAUGCCACCCACAUUCUGGAACGAGCACAGAGAGGAGUAAUGGGGGAACUACUCAAACUAGAUGGCAUCGCUAUUACCCCUGUUCCCAAACAGAAACAGCGGCCACAUGACUUUGGUAAAGAGAACGUGCGUCGGCUCAGGGAGAUCCAGAGACGCUGCAAAGAGCAGGAGGCUGAGAGAGCACAGUCUCGUACGGUUCCCGUCAAAGCUCUUUGGACAUCCUCCAAAUACGAGAACGUCUCAUCCAGGGUGAUGGUCCAGCUACAGGUUUCUAGUCCAACUGCGAAACCGCAGUGUCAAAACUUUCUGAGGGGCCACACUAGUGCCCCGCCAAGACCACACUCCAAAACCUCUCCUGUAGCGCUGCGACGCCCGCCCUCCUGCAACUCCAUACAGGACCUGAACUUACAAUUACAGGUGCAAGGCCAGGCGAUAGACUUCAUAAAACAUAAUGCCCGGUCUGCUGGAAGAACUGUGCUGCGUCGGUCCCAGUCACUGACCAACCUCAAAGAUAAGCCGAUCCCCAGUGCAGUCAAGGGGCAGGUGCCUCAGUAUCUUGAGGAAAGGAAGGAGCAGUGGCUUAAAGAGGCGGAGGAGAGAAGGAGGAACGCACCUGAUCCUGCAGCUCCAGCUGGUCACACCCUGAUGCGUGAGAGUGAGAGGCAGGAGACGCUGAAGUCCCUCAAAGAUGCCCAUCGCUCCUUUGUGGCUGAGCUGCUGUCUCUCCCUCUCAAAGCUGACAGUCUGAGUGUUCGCUCACGUCGGGCUCAUCUUGAUUGUAAACUUUCUGAAAUUGAAGAGGCCAUUAAAAUAUUCUCCAGGGACAAAGUUUAUGUAAAAAUAGAUUCCUAACACAUGAUGAGGAUGAGGAGGAGAGAGAAGGAAGAGGAGUAGAUUGUCCUGUAAAUACACUGCUUUAUCGAGAUUCAAUUUUCAUUUUGUAGUUGCAUUAUGUAACAUAACGCUGAACCUUGUAAUAUAGAUGCUUAUUUUAAUCAUCAUUCAUUAUAAUUUAUGAUAAACUGAGUAAUUAUUACACAAGGUCAACCACUGUAGUUACUGAUUAUCAGUAGGGCUGUCCCGAAUACCAUUUUUUGGGCUUUGAAGCUUCUGUGAGAAUUAUUCAAAGGUAUUCAAAGCUCUACUGUACACACAUUCACCUAUACACAUAACAAACAGCGAUAUCCGUC